Porites evermanni is the source of this 783-nucleotide messenger RNA. NCBI's taxonomy places the organism in Eukaryota, Metazoa, Cnidaria, Anthozoa, Scleractinia, Poritidae. The record is from the annotation of a GenBank genome assembly.
AUGGAUUUCCACCCCACUUCUCGCAGUUCUCCGACUGCAGAAUCAUCUUUCCAGGUCAAGACUGGCCAACACGAGGAAUCCGCACGUAAUACCACCUCUGACAGCGACUCUGACUCCGACACAGAUCUCUCCGAAAGCCGUGUCUCAAAGCCUCGUGACACCGACUGUGCCAAUUCAGGUCGAGGCUCGUUGUGGAUUUUUAUCGAUAGAGACCAAGUGAAUCAUAACUACCCCACAGGCAUCCCAGAUGAUAUUUACCAACAGCCAACUUUCUAUUUGACAAAAGUGAUUAGAAAUUCGAAACGAAUUUCCAACUGGGCCAAACGUUUUUUAAGUGAAAAUUCUGCUCGUCAGAUUGAAAUGGGGCACGAUUUUGAUGGAGAAGAACCCAUUAUCAAGAGGUACACAAGAGGUGAACAAAUGGCUGCCUUAAAGGAAGUUCUUCUAUCACUCUUAACAGAAGGAUAUAGUGAAAGGGACAUAGCCAUCUUAUAUGGCAAAGAAGACUGCAUUCCUGAAAGAAAAUAUCUCUGCAGCCAGUUGAAUCUUCCUGAAGUUGUUGAUGCUUAUGGGAACGAUUCUGAAUGCGUCCUUGUUAGUACGUUCCGCAAGUACAGUGGGUUAGAACGACCACUUGUUAUUUUGGUGAACAUUGCAGCAUCGCUGCCUUAUCGAAGCGCACCAAACGCGUCGAUCUACUGUGCGAUAACUCGCGCAAUGGUCAAAGUAGUUUCCCUAGAGGAAAGAAAGGGACAGAAAAGGAAACACCAGCAUUAUAAGUGA